Messenger RNA from Colletotrichum destructivum, 1200 nucleotides. RefSeq names its product Putative Wax synthase domain-containing protein. NCBI's taxonomy places the organism in Eukaryota, Fungi, Ascomycota, Sordariomycetes, Glomerellales, Glomerellaceae. The transcript is spliced from 2 exons. Gene Ontology annotation, biological process: lipid metabolic process. The coding region runs from base 1 to 1200 and encodes 399 amino acids. The record is from RefSeq and is a predicted model, not a curated record.
AUGUUGGCCUUCGUCGUGGGCCUUCUCGGCCUCGAACUUUUCCUGACAAGCGUUGCCGUCUCUUUCACAAGCCGAGACUCUCUGAUCCGAUUCGCUAUCCUGCCCGUCAUUGUCCUGGCGACGUAUCAGGUCAUGGCCAUUUGCGCAUCCGGAAAACUCGCUUCCUCCGUCGCCCGCGCCGUCCUCGGAUCCGGGAGCGUCUAUAGAGUUAUCCACUAUGUUGGCAUAGUUCUUCUCGACGGCUGGACAUUCAACGCCAAGGGCCCAACCUCUUCCCUAGGUGGACUGGUACCGGCGGCUGAGCCUAGCGAGAAGACAGUCCAUUGGUCGUGGGGAAGCAUCGGCGAGAGACUCCGGUUCGGCAUCAGGGUCAGCACGACGACGCGAUUCUCGACUACAAGAUGGAGCGUUAGGUACGUCCCGCCGUUCGACAACGCGAAGCCGGGUUUCGUGCCCAGCCGCUCCGAGUUUCUCUGGCGCAGGCCUGUCCAGGUUGGCGUGCUGGGGUGCAUGUUGAGCGUCACGGGCUGGUUCGCGCAGAAGCUGUUCAGAGAACAGGCCACUAUGUUCUGGAAAAGACACAUCCCAAUCUUUUCUCGCAUCCCAGAGGUCACCCUGGCGGAGCUGGGCAUCAGGGUGGUGGGCGUACUCGCUUACUGGACGAUGCAGUACCUGAGUCUCUCGUUCCUGUACGGCUUCUUAUCCGUCGUCAUGGUCGCAAUCGGCCUGUCCGACGUGGAGGAAUGGCCGCCCGUGUUUGGUCCGCUUGGUGAGGCAUGGUCGAUUGCGCAAUUUUGGGGGUGCUUCUAUCAUCAAAACAUUCGCCGCGGCUGCAGCGGCAUUGCUCAUUUCCUCACCUACCACUGUCUUCGUCUCAGCGAAAACAGUAUGGUAGGAAGAUACACGUUCAUAACAUGCGUUUUCGCCAUCUCUGGCGUUUUCCACCUUCUCUCCGACUUGGCGCGUGGUAUCCCAAAGUACGAAAGCAACGCUAUGCACUUUUUCCUGGUGCAACCCCUGGGGAUCUGUCUGGAACGGAUCGUGCAGUCACUCUAUAGUAGAUUGGCGCCUUCAAAGACGGACUCUAGCAAGUUAAGGGCGAGCCCUAAUCGGUUUGGCUGCCUUGUUGGUUAUGGCUGGGUUCUGUUCUGGAUUGUGUGGACGAGCCCUGUAUGGAUAUUUACGUCUAUGAAGGCUUAG